Molecule: messenger RNA, 1254 nt
Organism: Protopolystoma xenopodis
Lineage: Eukaryota; Metazoa; Platyhelminthes; Monogenea; Polystomatidea; Polystomatidae
Source: the annotation of a GenBank genome assembly
AUGAUAUCUCUCUCGGGUCGGCCUGUGCUCACCAAGUUUCAUCGCAAGCUCACCGGCAGCGGCCAGUAUGUGUGGAGUCGCAGCCUUCUAUACCCGAGCGCAUGCUGGCAGCCGGCCGCAGUUGUCAAUAGCCCUCGACCGGCGUCGUCAAGACCCUUCACUUCGAUCCCAGCCUGUCGGUCGGAAAGCUGUUCAGGUGGAUCCCUCGGAGGUAGAAGCAGGCCUAGCAGCGGCUGCUGGAAGGUGUGGAGGCCCCCAGUCACUAAGCUGGAGGAGUCUGAGGUCCCGAGUGAAACGGAGCCUGGAAGUAGGAGGAGUUUUGGUGAUCUUAGAGAGAAAAAUUCAGAUAAUACAGAAGAGGAGGAAGACCCAGGGAGGACGGCGAACGUUGUGGGAGACGAAGACUUGCGGCCGGAUCUAGGGACGAGUUCUCAAGCGUCAAAAGUCGGGCCCUGUUACAGCCGUUGCUAUUCAGCCAGCACCAAAGCCGAACAAGCCAGCCACGGCUCUCCGAACGAUGCUGGGCUUCCGGUUGGCGACCAGAUUCAGUGCCUCUUGCCAGCGCAUGAACUGCUGGAAGAGGCACCAGCAAGAGUCGGACACUCAGCCUGCGAGUCUCACUCCCAUUCUCAUUCUCAUCCUCAUCACCACCAUCAUCAUCAUCAUCACCGCAGUCGCAGUCGAACUCCUCUUGAUUCUUUUCAUUCCCUUCGGGUUAAGCAGACCAAUCGGCAUCGGACAAACCAAAUGUCACCUGCCUGCCCACAGCGUCAGCCACACGAGCAACAACAGCAACAACCACCUCAGAAAUCACGUCAACAGAAGAAAAGACGUCGGAGAGUAAGAGAAGGCGAAGUCUUGGAGUCUUCAAAAUCAUUUGGGUUAUUGACUUCUGCAGAUAAAGACAAAGGGGAUACAGACAAUGUGUUGGGCGAUGGUGAAGAAUUCAACAGAAUGGACAACCACACAGAAUGGCAGGCAACAAACACACCUCAGGCAGGACGAUGUCCUCAAUUGAUGGGCUGUCGGCGAUUCAGCAUCCUGGUUUGUUGCCAUGAGAUUGCACACUACGUAUGCAGCUCUGAGCUUGGUGAACACGUAGGUGCGCCCGUCCAUCGUUGCCCGCCCACCAGCCGCGCUCUUCUGCGCACCGAAUCACUAUCCAGCGACCCUCAGCCUUCAUCCUGCAAAGGUAGGCACUGUAGCCAAAGUCAUGACCAGCCAGAUCAUAUUGUGCCAACUGAGAGCCCGUGA